Oldenlandia corymbosa var. corymbosa is the source of this 3755-nucleotide messenger RNA. The record is from the annotation of a GenBank genome assembly. Lineage: Eukaryota; Viridiplantae; Streptophyta; Magnoliopsida; Gentianales; Rubiaceae.
AAAAGUAAAUCGCCCAAACCACGAAAACCAAAGAGACCGAAUUAUUUCUUAACAUAAAAUUUCUGAAAAAAGAAAAGAAGCCCCAAAGUGAUGCACAAGAACUUAUUUUAUCUACUGUAUUUUUCAUUUUUCCCACCGAUUUUAGGCCGAAGUUAAUUUAUUGAACUCGUCGUCAUAAAAUUCACCACCUCCACCCAACCCAGUCAUGCUUCAGUAAAACCCUCUUCCAUUCUUUUUCUUAAAAAAAAAAAAAAGGAAAAAGAAAGAAAUUUAAGGAGGUAAAAAAAAAAAAGGACAUUCAGGAAGAAUUCUCGAUACGCUUCGUUUCUCGUAAUUGAUAAUUCCACGAAUAGAUUAUUUUCAUACAGAGACAGACAGAUAAUUUGUUGGUUAACGGUGUAGACGAAGGAAUUUAUCUUUCUUCGGUAUGCGCAAAAUCGAUUGCAUUCAGUAGGAGGAGGAGACCACACAAUCGGUGCCCUAAUUCGGGAUUUUGAUUUCGAUUGAAAUCAGGUACCACUGUUCUUAUCUAUCCUGGUCAGUUUAGUGGAUACUCUGAUUCAUCCUUCCUGCAGUGUCAAAUUGGAUGCCAUAGAAAUUACUUGGUCCUGGUUUCUAAGUUCUCCCUAUGGACCAUAACGCUUCAUCUCCAAAGCCCAGCCUGUCUCCUAGUAGUGAUCCUGAGGAGAAAGAAAUCAGUGAAGAUGAUGAUGAUGACCGUAAUCAUAAGCAUCGUCGACGAGAAACACGUUCGCAAUCUCUGGAAGGGGAUGUGUCUGAGCAAGUUUUCACGCGAUCAUACAGAAAGCGGAACAGACCUUUUGAAAACGGGCAUCCAUUCAGGGACAGUGCCUCUCAGUAUAAUGAAACCUGGAAGAACCACAACACUAUCAAUGAGGAAAGAGAUUCCUCUGGAAGAUUUGAUAAAAGACGCCAACAUGCAGCAUCAUUUGCUAGAACUCCAUUUGACUUGAGCCAAAGAAGGGGUAGAGGUAGAGAAUCUAGUUCCUGGAACCAACGUGAUUCCAGGUUCAAUUCCGUUGACCUUGCUUCUCAACUUGUGCAACCUGGAUCUAUUCCACCAAACUUGUUUGCAGGAAGAGGAUUGCCAAAUGUUGCAAAUAUGCAGAAUGCAUCAUGGAAUGCCUUCGGGUUGAUUCCAGCAAUACCUAAUGGUGGUCUUGAAAAUCUUCAUACAAUUGGUAUGCCAGGAGCACUUAACACAUCUAUUAAUCCUCCUUUAAGUUUAGGCAUUCCUCGGGCUCGCUGUAGAGAUUUUGAGGAGCGUGGUUUUUGCUUAAGGGGUGACAUGUGCCCAAUGGAGCACGGUGUCCACCGAAUAGUUGUUGAGGAUGUUCAGAGCCUUUCGCAGUUCAAUCUUCCGGUUUCACUCCCUGGCGCACAUAUGUUGGUACCGCCUGGUGAACAAGGACCUUUGCCUGCAAAUGCUCCCUCUGGCACGUUGAUGAAUACCAAAAGUGUACAAACCAAAAGUAAAAAAUCUGGAGUGGGUGAUGAUGGAUUGGCUGUGAAUGGAGCUGGAGGAUCUGAUUUUUAUGAUCCUGAUCAACCAUUAUGGGCUUAUAAUUCUCAUGAUGCUUCUCCUGCUCUUCCAAACUUAAAUUCAUCUAAUGCAGAUAGAAUUGAUCCUUUGUCUGAUCAUGAUAAUUGUGAGCAUCUUUUGAUCGGGCAGAUCGAUAGUUCUGACCAUGACCGUUUGCUUGGCAAUUUAGGGUCUGCCGCAGCAUCUCAAAGUUCAUCUGUGUGGGGAAGGAUUAAUAGUUCUAAAAAUAGGUCAGAGGUGAGGGAGAAGAUUGAUUUUAAUUCUUCUCCUGGUCUUCUUGAUAAUGAGAGAAAGGAUAUGGAGUCCAGUAGCGGGGCAGAAGUCAUUGUCCAUAAAGGGAAAUUGGCAAAUGGCAACGAGACUGGGUCACAAGUUAUAGGAUUGCCUUCUAAGGCUCAGAGUGAUUCUGGGCGUACUUCGAGAAAGCCAUCACAAAAGGCACUUCGUACAUUAUAUGUGGGCCACAUUCCUCUGAAAGAUAACAAAAGGGAGGCUCUAUUUUCUCAUUUUAGAAAAUUUGGAGAGGUCAUUGACAUUUAUAUACCAUCAAACAGUGACCGUGCUUUUGUUCAAUUUUCCAAGAGGGAAGAAGCAGAAGCUGCCUUGAAGGCACCUGAUGCUGUAAUGGGCAAUCGUUUCAUCAAGUUAUUUUGGGCUAAUAGGGACAGUAUUCCUGAUGAUGGAUCAAGUGGUGUUAAUUUACCUAAUGUCCGAGGGGUGGCAGUCACUGCCAGUCCCACCUACCCAUUGGUCACAAGCAAAGGAAAAGACAAUGUUCAAAUUUCUGCGUCUAAAAAUAGUGUUGUGCCAUCAUCCACAACUACUUUGCCCAGAUUAGAAGAUAACCAGAAGCCUUUAGUUACAAAUGGAGCCCAAGCUACUCCUCCCCUGCAAAAGAAGCUAGAGAGCCUUGAGCUUUUGAAGGAAGAACUACGGAAGAAACAGGAAAUGCUUGAUCAGAAAAGGAGUGAAUUCAAGCGUCAUCUGAACAAACUUGAGAAACAAGCUGGCGGUAAAGAUGACUUAGCAUCGGAUCCGCCUACUAAGAGACAUAAAGGAGGCUUGUUGGUUGAUGUAGAGAAAAUUGAAAUGUCGAGGUCCAGUGAAUCUGGUACUGUUGUUGCUUCCCCCCAAAAAGUGGAGGUGGCGGUAGAUAGUGGUAAACCAGCCGAGAAUUCUGUAGCUCAUGGUUUGAAACCCAGUUCAACUAUCAUGGCGCCAGAUGCCUCAACAUUAAGACCUUUAAUACGUCCCCUGGCUCCAGUAGGGGCGCCUUUUGUUAUCAACAGAUUCAAGCUGGACAACCGUCCUACUGCAUUCAGAAUUCUACCACCUCUACCUUCUGGUCUUGCAAAUGUUUCUGCUCUGAAGGACCACUUCUCUACUUACGGUGACCUUUCUCUUGUAGAAGUGGAAGAUAUUGAGCCUCAAGAUAAUAGUGUUUGCGAGCCAGAGACAUCGAAGAUCUCAGCUCGUAUAUCUUUUACGAAUCGACGUUCUGCUGAAAGGGCAUUUUUGAAUGGCAAAUCCUGGCAAGGGGAGAAUUUGCAGUUUAAGUGGUUGAUGUCUAGUAAAGCUGGAAAGGAAAUUAGUGGGAAGGAAAAUCCACCUACUUCUUUGAAGUCGUCACCCUCAGAUGCUAAUAUACAAUCAAGUGGAGAAGUUUCAAACCAUGUAACAGGUUCCUCAGAUGUUAAUAUACAAUCAAGUGGAGAAGUUGCAAACCAUGUAACAGGUUCCUCAGAUGUUAAUAUACAAUCAAGUGGAGAAGUUGCAAACCAUGAAACAGCUUCCUCAGGAAACAAUGCCUCGGAGGAAAGAAGUGUAGAUGAUGCAAAAUCUGUGGAUCAGGUUGGGGAUUUACAAUCUUGUUGAAACCUUUCACCUUAAUUUAGACAGUUUUUUUUUUUUUUUAAAUUUUUUUUUUUAUACUGGCCAAAUUGUCAGAGUUGUACAGAGAGGUAAACUUCAUGCACAUGAAAAUACUCAAGUGUUUGAUCCAUUGCUGUAAUCUGGUAUCAAUUUUGUUAAAAUUAUUCCAUAUUUGGAAUUGUAAAGAGGGAAAUUUUGUUUCUUAAUUUAAACUAUAGCUAAGCUGUGUGGUACCUUUAGUGCUUGUAACUUGUAAACAGUUGUAUUUCUCACGUGACACGAGACAUUUAAGUGGAAAUUGUUUCACCCCUAGCGGGCU